Messenger RNA from Osmia lignaria (orchard mason bee), 5837 nucleotides. It is a transcript of the gene c12.2, whose product is annotated as von Willebrand factor A domain-containing protein c12.2. Gene Ontology annotation, molecular function: ATP binding; ATP hydrolysis activity. The record is from RefSeq and is a predicted model, not a curated record. Gene Ontology annotation, cellular component: cytoplasm. NCBI's taxonomy places the organism in Eukaryota, Metazoa, Arthropoda, Insecta, Hymenoptera, Megachilidae.
UAUAUAAGUCUAUAAGUCUCAAUUUUGUAUGUUGAUUAGUUGCUAUUUUGUUGAUGCAAUUAACCUUGAAUUAGUAUUGUAUUCACAUUUAGGUUAUUUAUUUCCUUUAAAUGUAUUUUGCAACAGUAAAGGAUUUUAAACAAUUUGUUAAGAUUUGCAAAGAAAAUUCAGUUAAUAUAAAAUGUUACACGUUAAUUGCAACUUUCAUCGUAUGUCAACUGCAUCUCAAGUUUUAACGAAAUCCAAAGUGUUUCGUUCUAACCUUCAACUGUUUAUACGAUAUAAAUCAGAUAAUGCUAUUGUUACUAUUGGUAACGUUUCAAAAGAAGUGAAAUCACCAAAAAAUCCUGAAUAUGUGCCUAGGAAAUAUUUACUUAAGGCUCAGGAGGAAGAUGCAUCUACGUUAAAACAUUUAAAAUGGAUGCUCCAAAAGGAUAUUCUAUCUCAAGAUAUAUUUUUAAUUGGAGGACCAGGCACAAGGCGUAGAAAAUUAGCUCUUGCUUUUCUUGAACUCACAGAACGUGAAUUAGAAUUCAUUGCACUUUCAAGGGAUACAACUGAAGCAGAUUUAAAACAAAGAAGAGAAAUUAGAAGUGGUACUGCCUAUUAUCAUGACCAAAGUGCUGUGAGGGCAGCGACAAAUGGAAGAGUUCUCAUUAUUGAAGGUGUUGAGAAGGCUGAAAGAAAUGUGCUACCUGUUUUGAAUAACUUAUUAGAAAAUCGUGAAAUGCAUUUAGAAGAUGGAAGGUUUCUUAUUCCUGCAGCACGCUAUGAUAAAUUACUUGAGACACACAGCCAGAAAGAAUUAGAUACUUGGAGACUUGUUAGAGUUAGUGAAGAUUUUAGAGUAAUUGCAUUAGGUUUGCCAUCACCAAGAUAUCCUGGACAUCCACUUGAUCCACCUUUUAGAUCUAGGUUUCAGGCUAGGCAUAUUUCACCUCCAAGUUUUGAAGAACAAUUGAACACUUUAACGAGCCUUGUUAGACACACGGACACCGCGAAAUUAAGGCAACUAUUAUCAUGCGCGCACGCUUUCGUUACACAAGAAGCUAUAUCCUUAGGUCUUCCAGAUUUUCCCCUGGAUACUCUUUCGUCGGCUGCUAUUAUCAUGGAUCAGUGUCCAUAUCUGCCGGUGUUCGAUAUAUUUUACAGAUGUUAUCCCUAUAAAUUGUUUCUGGGGAAGGAGGGUCGAAGUGCCGUCGAAAAUAUACUCGAAACUUUUCACGUUCUGAAUGGAGCACAAGUUUCGAAAGAAAUAAGUGUAAAAAAUAAAAUUGAAGAUAAAAAUUCAAUUAACGUCGGUAUUAAGUAUGCUAACGAAGAAACAGUGUUAACUGUUUCUUGCGGUACUAAACGGACAAACGAAAGUACCAAUAAAAUUAAAUACGUAAAGACGAAUUAUCAGAAUAAUUUAUUGGUAAGCAUGUUGGAAUCGCAUAUCGUAUCUGAUCUUUGUCUAAUUGGUCCAAAGGGUUGUGGCAAAUCAAUAACUGUCCAAACAUUAGCCAAUUUAAUGGGAUAUCAAGUGGAACCAGUAGUAUUGUAUCAGGAUAUGACUUCCAGGGAUUUGAUACAACAACGAACCACAUUAUCUAAUGGCGAUACUGUUUGGAAAAAUUCACCAUUGGUCGAUGCAGCAUUGCAAGGGAAACUGGCUGUACUGGACGGAAUUAAUAGAAUAGAUCCUAGUACUCUGGCUAUAUUGCAUAGAUUGGUUCACGACCGAGAAUUACAGUUGCACGAUGGAAAGAGAUUGAUCAGUGCAGAUCGUUACGACGAGAUAAAAGAGAAGUACAACAGGUCAGAUGAGAACUUGCAAGAUUCUGGAGUAUUACGUAUUCAUCCAUCCUUCAGGAUUAUGGCUUUAGCAGAAUCGCCCGUGAUUAAUACCUCUUCGAGGCAAUGGUUGAACUCUGAACUACUCAGUUUGUUCCUUUUCCAUGAGAUGAGACCGCUUACCAAAUCGGAGGAGCUUCAUAUCAUUCGAUCGAAGUACGGAGAACCUUCAACAGCGUUACAGAACAUCUUAGAAUUGGCACACGUGUUACGAUCCUCUAACGAUCCGACUCUGCAGUCUCUAUCUGGCUUCCUCAGUACAAGACAACUUCUGAGGAUAGCAGGAAGAAUGCACAAAUUCCAAACUGACGAUGCUUAUAGCGCGGUGCAACGAGCUUGUUUGGCUCGUUUCUUGCCGGCGGUUGCGAAACAAGCGCUCCAAGAUUCUUGUGCUCACGUGGGUAUCGUUUCAACAAAAACAGUACCCAACACGAAUAUCAAGUGCACAAUCACGGGAGACACGGUGAAAAUUGGUAACACGGUCGUUGAAAGAUACAAGACGGCAGCUUUAACUAAAGUACCUGAUGUAUUGUUCUAUGACGUGCCUCAGCACGUGGCACUUUUAGAGAAUUUAUUGCAAGACUUUAGCUUAGGACAACAUCUGUUGCUAGUCGGUAAUCAGGGUGUAGGGAAGAAUAAAAUUGUCGACAGACUGUUGCAAUUGUUGAACAAACCACGAGAGUAUAUUCAGCUACACAGGGACACGACUGUUCAAACUUUGACCCUCCAACCAAUGGUUAGAGAUGGAAAAGUGAUGUAUGAAGAUUCGCCACUUGUACAGGCUGUUAAAUUGGGACAUGUCCUUGUUAUUGAUGAAGCAGACAAAGCUCCAACUCAUGUUACUUGCAUUUUAAAAACGUUAGUCGAAUCUGGGGAAAUGAUACUAUCAGAUGGAAGGCGCAUAGUAUCUUCGAGUUCUGAUACACAGGACCCAAAUACAAUAGCACUUCAUCCUGAUUUCAGAAUGAUAGUACUAGCUAACAGACCUGGCUUUCCAUUUUUGGGACAUGAUUUCUUUGGAGCACUGGGUGAUCUGUUCAGCACCCAUGCUGUUGAUAAUCCAACUGUUGAAAAUGAAAUACAACUUUUGAAACAGUAUGGUCCAAACGUAGAUAGAGAAAUAAUAUUGAAAUUAGUAAAAGCUUUUGGAGAGCUUAGAAACAUGGCUGAUCAAGGUUUAGUUUCGUAUCCCUAUUCAACUCGAGAAGUUGUUAAUAUAGUGAAACAUUUAGAGAAAUUUCCUCAGGAAUCGUUAGCUAACGUGGUGCGAAACGUAUUUGAUUUUGAUCGGUAUAGCGAAGAAACUUUUAACACCUUAGUGUCUAUUUUGCAUAAACAUGGAAUCCCUAUUGGAACCAGUCCUACUAAUAUUGCCUUAGCAAAAGAAAUAUCUUUACCGUCGAACAAGAUUUGCGCUACCUGGAAUGUUUCGAAUCAACAACAACUGUUACGUGUUCAGGAAAAAUAUAUUAAGCUUAAAUCGUCGAUCAAAUUGAGACAAAACACUUUGCCCUUAGAUCUCGUCGAAGCUCGAUCGGCAUUAUUCACCGAAUUACAAAGUUAUUGGACUGUACCGCUUGGUAACUCUGGUGUGGUUGCGGCUUUGACGAUAGUUAAAGGUACGAGAGACGAUGGCAAAGAUGAUAAAAUUAAUAUUCUUGCGGAGAAUCCUUUAAAGAUCUUCACUAUGAGCCUGGAAUCAGAUACGAUUCAGGAAACUUUGUUGCCGAGCUUAAUAAGCUAUGAAAGACAUAACAAACCUUUCUACACAAUGGCAAGCGAUAAUAAUCAAAACGUUUUAAUACAUGAAGAGAUUAGUAAUACUUUACUAUUGGUGAAUACCAUUAACAGAACUGUUCAAAAAAUAGAAUUAUUGUCCUUCCUCGACAUGGCUUCAGAUAAAUUAUCAAACGCUUUUCGAACUAACAAUCUUCGAUGGAAGAUGAAAACAGAUUUAAUUCAAUCUCAUAAUCAAAUCGUUUUCUACACACCUAAUUCUAAGAGGAUAGAAGUAAUCGAUUUACAUUCCAUGUGUUCUUACUCGAUUAAUCUACCGUUUGACAUAGAAUCGAUUGUACUUCCAUCUGAAAAGAAGUGGUUGAUUCAAGACACGCGAAGGAACAAAUAUAUUCUAAAAAGAUCAGCAGAUUCGUCUCCCUGUCCGAAUGUUCUACAGGAAUUAGAAGAGAUUAGCAAGGAUAACGUGAAAGUUGGUGCAUUCUUGAGUUGCAGCAAUACUAAUUUGAGCAGUAAUGUGCUUAGCGCAGCGUUGGAACAGAAGAUAGAAUCUCCUAACAGAUUAUUAGCGAAUGAUAAUACAUAUGCAACUAUUGCUGUCGGAUUUCCUGAUUUGGAUAGCUUUAACGAACUUCACUUUUGGCCUAGACCACACCGAAGUAGAAGUUUCACAUCUCCUAUUGUUAUGGAAAAUGGACAGAUUAUUCGAGCAGUUAUACCUGAGGAAGUUCCUGAUGAUGUUCUCCCUAAGACUGGGAAGCAUUUGGGAAUCGUUGGUUAUUUAGAAAUUGUUGAUACUGUAAAUCAUAAGAUGCGUUAUCUACCUAUACCAGAACCAGUAAAUGUAUCAUACGCGACUCAAUUGUUAUAUCCAAACAAUUACCCCUUGUACAUAUCAUCUAAAUCAAAUCAGGAUCUUGUAACCGUGGAUGCAGGUGGAUGUGUGCGCCUUUGGGAGGCAUCUUUAGCGAGUAUCGAGAAAUCACUUGGAGCUUGGAGAAGAAUGAUAGGGGAUGAUAAUGAGAACCUACAAAUUACAAAAGAAAGAUAUUCGGGAUUGGACGUUAGUAGCCCUAAGCAUGGUAAAAUCGACCAGCAAAAUGCACCUCAUGUUGGAGGCAAUACUUGGGCUGGAGGAACUGGAGGAAGAGACACGGCAGGUCUCGGUGGAAAAGGUGGACCUUAUCGUUUAGAUGCAGGUCAUACAGUGCAUCAACUUAGCGAUGAAGAAAAGAAUGCUGUACCGGAACACAUAAAAAAAGCAGCGAUGGAAAUGGGUCGUAAAGCGUUCCAGCAACGCUUAAGAGACAUUAAUAUGAGCGAAUAUGAUCACAAUCUCUACUCUCAGUUCAGUAAUGCUGUUCAAAAGCAGGUUAAAGCGUUAAGGACUAUAAUAGACAGUCUACAGGCGAAAAGUAAAGAGCGUCAGUGGUGCAGGCACCAAACUUCUGGUGAAUUGGAUGACACAAAAUUAAUCGAAGGAUUAACGGGAGAAAGAACGAUUUACCGAAGGAGGGCUGAAAAGGAACCAGAUCCUGGUGCUCCAUUAACGAAACCGAAACGAUUGAAGUUAGUGGUGGACGUAUCAGGUAGUAUGUAUAGGUUUAACGGAUACGAUGGACGCCUCGAUCGAGAAAUGGAAGCCAGUGUUAUGGUAAUGGAAGCGUUUAGCGGAUACGAAGGGAAAUUUCAGUAUGAUAUCGUUGGUCAUUCCGGCGAUGACUAUGAUAUCGUUUUCGUUAAGCACACUCAACCACCGGCGGAUAAUAAGCGUAGAUUGGAAGUGAUAAAGACGAUGCACGCGCACUCGCAGUUUUGCAUGUCCGGUGACAAUACUUUGCAGGCAACCCAGCAAGCAAUCGCGAGCCUUGCAAAAGAAGAUUCUGACGAGUCUAUUGUUGUUGUAUUUUCGGAUGCGAAUUUUGAUCGUUACGGUAUUCGACCUGAGAGUUUUGCAAAAAUUCUCACGUCAAAUCCAAACGUAAAUGCCUUUGCCAUAUUCAUUGGAUCAUUGGGAAAUCAGGCUGUUAGCUUAACGAAGAGAAUGCCUUCGGGACGAGCAUUCGUUUGCAUGGACCUCAAGGAUAUACCUCGAAUAUUGCAACAAAUAUUUGCUGCUUCUUUGUUAAGUACUACGCGAUCCAGUUGAUCCGUAGAUUAUCAGCCAUUUUAUAUAAUUUUAUAAGUAUUUGUAAUAAGCAAGCAAAGAAUGUAUUAUAAUACAUACUUAGUGGAAAUUUAAUGUAUACUAUCACGUUAUUUAA